AUGGUCCGGUACGCCAUUGUAGCCUUUGCCGGUCUGGCCGCGGCGUUGCCGCUCAAUAUCAACCUCGGCGCCUACUCGCCGGCCCUAGUUGUUGGUGAUGGUGAAAUCAGCUUUGGAGGUAGGCAGGACGUGUCGAACUUGAUCACCGCGCUCGAAGGCGCUGCGGUUAACGCUGCCGCAGGCGCGGCCAACAACAACAAUAACGCCGCUGCCGCUGGUGCCAAUGCUGCUGCUGCCGCUGCCGACACGAAUGCGGGUGCUGGGACUGGCGCGGGCCAGGGAGCCCCAACGAUUGUUGAUACCAACAACAAUGGAGUAGCGGCGCCCACGCCUGUCAUUGAGGGCGCAGCCACCAACGCGGCUGCGGAUCCAGCUCUUGCUGAGCAGGCCCAACAAAUAGCCGGUCUCCAAGGCCUAGGCAAAGCCAUCGCGCCACGCAUCGACAACACCGCCGGGACCGAGGCCGCAGCGAAGCAAAAGCGCGACCUAGCCGGCUUCGACCGGGCCCUCACAUUCGCCGAGGCAGCGCUUGUCAAGGGCCCCAAGGUCGAGCUCGGCACCGGCGCCGAAGGCUCCGGCGUGGGCAUCAUUGUCGAUCACUCGACGGCCGGUGAAGGCGCCCGCGUCGCCAAACGCUCCACCACCACCGCCACUACCACCCCCCGGCGUCGUGCCAAGGUCACCACCAUGUUUGUCCGCCGCGGCGUUCCCGCUUCCCUAAACAGCCACUCCGAAGCCGCUGCCGCCGCAGCAGCAGCAGCCGUCCUAGCCGCUCGCUCGCCCUCCUCCUCUCCCGAGGAUAAUAACGCCCCCUUUGUUACCAGGUCCACUCCUGCUACUGCUACCACUAUGGAGAAGGCCAAGGCCAAGCGUGAUGUAGCCAGUGGCAGUGCUGGCGGUGCGUUUGACGAGGUGAACCUUAAUGUGGACGGUGACGCGGGCGUUACCAUGACUUUUGUGGAGAGUUUCGAGGAUGAUAACCAAGGGGAUCAAGCUGACGGGGUUGAUGAGGUUGAUGUGGAGGAGUAA
Dichotomopilus funicola is the source of this 1029-nucleotide messenger RNA. RefSeq lists its product as uncharacterized. The record is from RefSeq and is a predicted model, not a curated record. Lineage: Eukaryota; Fungi; Ascomycota; Sordariomycetes; Sordariales; Chaetomiaceae. Bases 1 to 1029 code for a protein of 342 amino acids. The transcript has 5 exons.